AUGAACAAUGCUUUCAUUAUGAACAAACAUGAAAUAUCGACGCUUUCUGGCGACCAAACUCCAGAGGAAAGUAGCUGGACGAUGUACUUUGAGGAUUUCUUCGAGGCUUCUUCAAGUGUUGUUGAUGUCGGAGAUUGCAGCUCUUCCUUCGUCUCCGACGCAAUGUCUUGCGUGGCUACUAAGAAAACCCUCAACGUAUCUAAGCAAGAAGGAUUUAAUUCUUCCAAAAGAUUUAACGUCAAGAGGACAAGAAAUAGAGAGAUUCCUUUUGGUCGUCAUCAUGAUCUUGAAGACACCGCCUCUUCUCCUUCUCGUAGUCCUAACAUCAGCUUUAACAAGUCAAAUGCACCUUAA
This is a messenger RNA of Microthlaspi erraticum, 354 nucleotides long. The record is from the annotation of a GenBank genome assembly. Lineage: Eukaryota; Viridiplantae; Streptophyta; Magnoliopsida; Brassicales; Brassicaceae.